This is a messenger RNA of Saccharomyces mikatae IFO 1815, 1149 nucleotides long. RefSeq names its product (R,R)-butanediol dehydrogenase (gene BDH1). Lineage: Eukaryota; Fungi; Ascomycota; Saccharomycetes; Saccharomycetales; Saccharomycetaceae. The coding region runs from base 1 to 1149 and encodes 382 amino acids. Gene Ontology annotation, molecular function: (R,R)-butanediol dehydrogenase activity; zinc ion binding. The record is from RefSeq and is a predicted model, not a curated record. Gene Ontology annotation, cellular component: cytoplasm. Gene Ontology annotation, biological process: butanediol biosynthetic process. The transcript has a single exon.
AUGAGAGCUCUGGCAUAUUUCAAGAAGGGUGACAUCCAUUUCACUAAUGACAUCCCUAAGCCCGAGAUUCAAACCGACGAUGAAGUUCUUAUUGAUGUCUCUUGGUGUGGGAUUUGUGGCUCGGAUCUUCACGAGUACUUGGAUGGCCCAAUCUUCAUGCCUAAGGAUGGUGAGUGUCAUGCUCUGUCCAACGCUGGUCUACCUCUAGCAAUGGGGCAUGAAAUGUCAGGAAUUGUCGCUGAAGUAGGUCCCAAGGUGACAAAGGUGAAGGUUGGCGACCAUGUGGUCGUCGAUGCCGCUAGCAGUUGUGCGGAUCUGCACUGCUGGCCACAAUCCAAGCAUUACAGCUCUAAGCCUUGCGAAGCUUGUAAGAAGGGCAGUGAAAACCUAUGCACACAUGGCGGUUUUAUUGGAUUAGGUGUUAUCAGCGGCGGUUUUGCUGAGCAAGUUGCUGUCUCUGAACACCACAUUAUCCCCGUUCCGAAGGAAAUCCCAUUGGAUGUGGCUGCUUUAGUUGAACCUCUUUCUGUCACCUGGCAUGCAGUCAAGAUAUCCGGCUUCAAAAAGGGUAGCUCAGCUCUGGUUCUUGGUGCAGGUCCUAUUGGGUUGUGUACCAUCUUGGUGCUAAAGGGAAUGGGGGCUGGUAAAAUCGUAGUGUCUGAAGUUGCAGAGAGAAGAAUAGAAAUGGCCAAGAAUCUAGGCGUCGAAGUCUUUAACCCCUCCAAGCACGGUCAAAAAUCCAUAGAAGUAUUACGUGGAUUGACCAAGAGCCAUGACGGGUUUGACUACAGUUAUGACUGCUCUGGUAUUCAAGUUACUUUUGAAACUUCCCUCAAAGCAUUGACCUUCAAGGGAACCGCCACCAACAUUGCUGUCUGGGGUCCAAAGCCUGUGCCAUUCCAACCAAUGGAUGUGACCCUGCAAGAGAAAAUCCUCACCGGUUCGAUCGGCUAUGUCGUCGAGGACUUUGAAGGAGUGGUUCAAGCAAUCCACAACGGAGACAUUACCUUGGAAGACUGUAAACAACUGAUCACAGGUAAGCAAAAGAUUGAGGAUGGUUGGGAAAAGGGUUUCCAAGAGUUGAUGGAUCAUAAGGAGUCCAACGUGAAGAUUCUAUUGACUCCCAACAAUCACGGUGAGAUGACGUAA